GCGCACACACACAUACACCCUCAUUUCUCCCUCAGCCAGCCAGCCAUCAGGAGGGUAGAGUGCUGUGUAGUGUGUUAAGGGAGAGCACAGUACCAGCAGACAUAGAAACACACACACACACACAGACACAGACACACUCACUCUUACCCGCAAUCAAAUUCUUAGCCUCUCGCUGAGCAGGAUGGAGGUUGUCUGGGUCGCCUGUCUCAUCACGCAAGUGUUCCUGAGUCUCACGACCGUCGCGAGGGCACAAUCAACAGUGUAUAACCUGCUGACGUCGCCGGACUGCCUGCCGGACCUGCUGCACGGCGGCCUGAGGGACCAGGGUGUCCAGGAGCUCUUCAUCCUCACCACCUUCCAGCUGCCGCCCCAGAAGAGCGGCACCACCAUCUUCAGCUUCUACAACCCCCAGGACAACACCAAGUACUUUGAGUUCACCGUGCUGGCUAAGCUCAAUAAAGCGUCUGUGAGGUACCUCCGCAGUGAUGGGCGCAUGAGCACCGUGACCCUGAACAACUUGCGUCUGGCGGACGACAUGCGCCACCAGCUCCUCUUCCACCUGAAGGGGAUGCCCGUGCCAGGCUCCAGCCCGGGCGUGCCCACCAUAGACCUGCACGUGGACUGCAAGCUGGUGGAGACCAUCGCGGACCUGCCAGCCGUGUUCACAGGGCUGUCUCCGCAGCGCGGGGUGAACCUCAGGACCCUGCAGCCCAAAGGGCAGGAGUCUCUGGAAGAGCUGAAGCUGGCGUUUGGAGACUCGCUUGCAAAUGUGCAGCUGCUGCAGGAUUGCCACUCGCACCAGAUGGAUUCCAUCCAGUCGCUGGGAGUCAGCACAAAGCAGCUCACAGGUCAGAUGGUGGAGCUCACCAAAGUCAUUAACGAGCUGAAAGACAUCCUUAUUCAGCAGGUCAAGGAGACAUCCUUUUUAAGGAACACCAUCUCAGAGUGCCAGGCCUGUGGUCUGGGUGGGUCUGACUUUGAGGAGAAGCCACGCUGCGCCCCGGGAGUCUGUUUCCGUGACAACGCCUGCGUGGAGACGGCCACGGGCGUGGAGUGUGGGCCGUGUCCCGACGGGUACACGGGCGACGGCUUCAGUUGUGACGACGUCGAUGAGUGCCAAUUUAACCCUUGCUACCCUGGAGUGAAGUGCGUGAACACGGCCCCUGGCUACCGCUGUGAGGCGUGUCCAAUGGGUUUCACUGGCCAGGCAGUGGAAGGAGUGGGCGUGACUUUUGCCCAGACACACAAACAGGUCUGCGAUGAUGUGGAUGAGUGUAAAGGACCAAAUAAUGGAGGCUGCACGGCACACUCGAUCUGCGUCAACACCAUGGGAUCGUACCAGUGCGGUGGUUGCCAGACGGGCUUCGUGGGCGACCAGAAGAAAGGCUGUCGUCCGGAGCGCAGCUGUGGCAACCGGCUGCAGAACCCCUGCCAUGAGCACGCCAUCUGCGCAGAGGAGAGGGACGGCUCCAUCACCUGCACGUGUGGUAUUGGCUGGGCAGGAAAUGGUUACCUGUGUGGGAAGGACACUGACAUCGACGGCUAUCCAGACGAGAAGCUACGCUGCAAUGAUGCCAGCUGCAGAAAGGAUAACUGUAUUUACGUGCCCAAUUCUGGCCAAGAGGAUGCGGACUAUGAUGGGCAUGGAGAUGCCUGUGAUGAAGACGCUGACGGAGAUGGAAUUCUCAAUGAACAGGACAACUGCUGGCUGAAGCACAAUGUGAACCAGGAGAACAGUGACAAGGACAGCCACGGGGACGCCUGUGACAACUGUGUACGGGUGGAGAACCCAGACCAGCGGGACACAGACUUCGACGGCCUGGGAGACGCAUGCGAUGAUGACAUGGAUAACGAUGGCCUGAAGAACUUUUUGGACAACUGCCCGCGAGUGAAGAACCCAGACCAGCGUGACCGAGAUGGGGAUGGAGUAGGGGACGCCUGCGACAGCUGCCCAGACAUACCCAACCCCAACCAGUCAGACAUUGACAACGAUCUGGUUGGUGAUUCUUGUGACACAAACCAAGACAGUGAUGGAGAUGGUCACCAAGACAACAAUGACAAUUGUCCGCUAGUGAUGAACAGCUCUCAGCUGGACACGGACAAAGACGGCCUCGGGGACGAGUGUGAUGACGAUGACGACAACGACAACAUUCCAGACUUCGAGUUUCCUGGCCCCGAUAACUGCAGACUGGUGCCCAACCCUGACCAGACGGACGACAAUAAUGAUGGCGUCGGAGACGUCUGCGAGUCGGACUUCGACCAGGACAAAGUGAUUGACAGGAUCGACAACUGCCCAGAGAACGCCGAGAUCACCCUGACGGACUUCAGGGCCUACCAGACGGUGGUGCUGGAUCCCGAGGGAGAUGCCCAGAUCGACCCCAACUGGGUGGUGCUCAACCAGGGUAUGGAGAUUGUUCAGACCAUGAACAGUGACCCAGGCCUGGCUGUGGGUUACACUGCCUUCAGUGGUGUGGACUUCGAGGGGACCUUCCAUGUGAACACGGUGACGGAUGACGACUAUGCAGGCUUCAUCUUCGGCUACCAAGACUCGUCCAGCUUCUACGUGGUCAUGUGGAAACAGACUGAGCAGACCUACUGGCAGGCCACACCAUUCAGGGCAGUCGCCGAACCUGGAAUUCAGCUUAAGGCGGUGAAGUCCAAGUCUGGCCCUGGAGAGCACCUGAGGAACUCCCUGUGGCACACAGGCGACACCAACGACCAGGUCCGGCUGCUCUGGAAGGAUCCGCGCAACGUGGGCUGGAAGGACAAGGUGUCCUACCGCUGGUACCUCCAGCACCGGCCACAAGUGGGAUACAUCCGUGUGCGUUUCUAUGAGGGCACGGAGCUGGUGGCGGACUCGGGCGUCAUGAUCGACACCACCAUGAGAGGAGGACGUCUGGGGGUGUUCUGCUUCUCCCAGGAGAACAUCAUCUGGUCCAACCUGCGAUACCGCUGCAACGACACGAUCCCAGAGGACUUCCAAGCAUUCAAUGCUCAGCAUGUUCCACUUUAAGGUCCGGCGAUGUGUGUUUGUGUGCGCCCGUGUGUCUGUCUGUCUGUCUUUUUGUAUGUGUAUGUGCCAUGUGAAAUACAAAUGUGUAUUUGUGUAUUUGCAUAUGUGUUUUUUUUAUACAUUUUUGUAAGAACAGGUUUAAUUUUAAAAACUAAACUGGACAGACAUUGUACUGUUCCCCAAAUCAUUGAAAAACGCGAAACCCACAAAUACGGUAUGUUCAAUAACGGUUCAUGGUAUGUUACUACAAAGCAAAUUAAUCACCUAAUAAAACAUUAAG
Engraulis encrasicolus (European anchovy) is the source of this 3293-nucleotide messenger RNA. It is a transcript of the gene thbs4b, whose product is annotated as thrombospondin 4b. Gene Ontology annotation, biological process: cell adhesion. The transcript has 22 exons. Gene Ontology annotation, molecular function: calcium ion binding. Lineage: Eukaryota; Metazoa; Chordata; Actinopteri; Clupeiformes; Engraulidae. The coding region runs from base 182 to 3013 and encodes 943 amino acids. The record is from RefSeq and is a predicted model, not a curated record. Gene Ontology annotation, cellular component: extracellular region.